GGGACAGGGGGCGCUCUCCCCUGGCAUUGGGAGGUACCGUUGGGCGGGGCAGUGUGGGGCCAGCACCCUUGGUGCAAUCGCUACAAACACAGGAACUGGCCCCCCCGCCUCCCCCAGUGCAGGAAACCACAGGGGCGGAAGCGCCGCUCAGCUUCGGGGACUUGGUGCUGAGCCACCCGUGCCCUGGGGGGCCGAGGGGAGCAGGCGGCAGGUGCAGGGGGGCCGAGGGGAUGCGCUGAGCGACCAUGGAUGAGGAGGGGCCGGCGGAGCAGGAGUCAUGGUCCCCGGUGCAUCGGGAGCGGUCCCAGACCUCGGGAUCCCUGUCCGAGGGCUCGGGGAAGAAGCGGAAGCAGCAGGGGGCACCUGGCAUGGGGCAGCGGGGGCCUGAGCCCCAGACCUCCGAUGACAAGGAACCCUGCACCAAGCGGGUGAAACCCGUCGCCAAGACCCUGUCGGGCUCGGGGCCCCCCUCGGCCAAGGUGACACCCCUGAAACGCCUGAGCCAGUCGAUCCAGAGGUCCAUCAGCUUCAAGACGGAGCCCCGCCCCCCUGGCUACGUCCCGCCCUCCCGGGCCGGGGGCUGUCGGCGCCGCAGCAGCAAACUCUGGAGCGAGACUUUCGACCGGGUCAGUGAGGAGCUCUCGGCCCGGGAGGUGAAACGCCAGGAGAACUACUACGAGCCGAUGCUGACGCUGGCCAUCCUGCCCGAGGCCGAGCUGCGGGAGAUCUUUGGGACCCUGGAUUCCCUGGCCCCACUGCACCAAGACUUGCUGGGGCGGCUGAUGGGUCUGAGGCAGGAGGACGGGACGGUGCCUGAGCUGGGACCCACCCUGCUGGAUUGGCUGCCCAGGUUGCGGGCCUACGAAUCCUACUGCUGCCACCAGGUGUGGGCCAAGGCGCGGCUGGACCGGCGCAAGCGGGAGCCGGCCGUGGGGGAGUUCCUGCGCCUGUGCCAGGAGUCGGCCUUCAGCCGCAAGCUGGAGCUCUGGAGCUUCCUGGACCUGCCGCGCAGCCGCCUGGUGAAGUACCCCCUGCUGCUGCGGGAGGUGCUGCGCCAGACGCCCCCCGAGCACCCCGACCACGGGGCCCUGCAGCGGGCGGUGGCGCUGGCCCAGGACCUGGUGGGGCUGAUCAACAGGAAGACGGGGGAGGCCGAGUGCCGCUACUACCAGCAACGGCUGAGCUACCCCGACGGGGCGCCCCGGCACCCCGGCAUCGACCGCUCCAGCCUGCUGCUCUGCCAUGGGGAGCUCCGCAACAGCAAGGGGCAGAGGCUGCACGUGUUCCUGUUCCAGGAGGCCCUGGUGCUGACCCGGCCCAUCCUGCAGGGUGAGCAGGUCGUGUUCCAGGUCCAGGGCCCCCCCCUGCCCGUCGGCCAGCUGGAGGUGCAGGACCUGCCUGACGGGGGGGCCCGGCUCGGGGGGGCCCUGCGCGAGCGCGCCAGGAGCUGCUUGCGGGUCAGCGCCGGGGCCCAGGCCCACACCCUGCAGGCGGCCGACGCCUUCGACAAGCAGCAGUGGCUGAGUCGCCUGCGCCAGGCCCUAGCCCCCCGCCCCCCGGUGGAGCUCGACUGCAGCCUGGGGCCCCUGGCCGCCCUGCGCCUGGACUGUGACCCCCCCAUGGACCACACCUGAGCCAGGCCCCCCCCCCCAGUGCCAGCACCCAGGGUUCACCGUCACAUGGAGCUGAGAGCUGAGCCACCCGGACCCCUGGGUCCUGCCGGGACGUCGGCCCGCCGAGCCGGAUUCAUCUUUCUCCAUGUCUCCCCGGACUCCUGGGUCCAUCCCCCGCCCCCGCUCCUGUAUUUAUUGCGGCCGAGGGUUAUUAACCCCGUGCGGGCUGCUCUCGGGCCGUCUCCCCUCCGCGGCGGUCCUACCCCCCACCCCAGGUUGGAAGACGAAGGUGCCCCCUGGCCACCCGGGAUUGGGAGUCGGGGGCCUGGGGCUGUCUGUUUGCGGGGGGCCCUCGCGUGUCCCUGAUGCCCUGUACCCCCCCCCAGCCUUUCUGUGACCAGCUGCCAAUAAACGUGGAUGGUCGCAGCCCCCUGAUCCCUCUGUGUGUGUCUCUUCCCCCUCCCCCCCGGCCGGGUAACAGGCUACUGCUGCCACCAGCUGAGGGAGUCACCCCAGAGCUGCCCCCCAGGGGCCUGUGGGCAGCACUGCGCGGGGGGGGGGCUCUUGACUCUGCGCUUCAUCCCCAGGCCCAAGGCAGCCCCCGCAGCGGUGCCCUGUCAUAGGGGAGGGGCCUAUGGGAGGGGUGGAGCCACGGUGGGGGCAGGGCCCCAAACUCCUGAGUCUGGCUGCAGAGGCUCCCAGUGUGUGUGGGGAGGGGCUGAGUCAAGCCAGGGAUCCUGCCAUCCCAAUGGCCAGCCGGUGAGAGAGGGCGUGGCCAGGCAAGAACCCUGCCAUUCCAUUGGCCAGCUGGUGCGAGAGGGCGUGGCCAGGCAAGAACCCUGCCAUCCCAUUGGCCAGCCGUG
Molecule: messenger RNA, 2476 nt
Organism: Mauremys reevesii (Reeves's turtle)
Lineage: Eukaryota; Metazoa; Chordata; Testudines; Geoemydidae
Product: rho guanine nucleotide exchange factor 3-like
Exons: 11
Coding region: 246-1634 (462 amino acids)
Biological process (GO): positive regulation of Rho protein signal transduction; intracellular signal transduction
Molecular function (GO): guanyl-nucleotide exchange factor activity
Source: RefSeq, a predicted model, not a curated record